AUGCCAGCGACCUCUGCGUCUGCAUAUUCGUCGACGGAAUCCGAUAAAAUGAGCACAGUUGGGAUAAGUAGUCCAAGUAUUCAAGAGACGGAUUUGCAAAUAGCUCUUGAAGAUGUGGACGAAGUCAUUUAUGGUAAGUGGGACAAAGUUAUUCUUUCUGAAAAGAAAGAUAUCCAGAUGCAUUCCAACGACAAGACGGCUCAAAUGGGCACAUCAGUCUAUACUCCACCUCUCAGUGAAGCAGAUAUCGAUAUGACUCUUAUGGCAUUGAUACCAUGA
Angiostrongylus costaricensis is the source of this 279-nucleotide messenger RNA. The record is from the annotation of a GenBank genome assembly. NCBI's taxonomy places the organism in Eukaryota, Metazoa, Nematoda, Chromadorea, Rhabditida, Metastrongylidae.